GGACUUGCAACUGCGCAUGCGGCAUCACAAACGGAGAAGCAGUGAAUCCCUCAAUUCCUACUGUUGGUGGGACACCAUCUUUGACUUCCAGUGCUAAUGAUUCCAUUCAACGGCAACACCAGGCCCAAGUUAAUGCAAAGAUGAGGUCAAAUUCCCUCCCCUAGACCCCAGCAAUGAAUGGAGUUGGAUCCCCAGCUAGUGUUAGUAAUAUGAGUGUUCCAUUAAAUGCAAACAGCCCUUCAGUUGGAACGCCACCUUCGGCCGAUCAAACCAUGCUCGACACGUUCUCAAAGAUAGAAAUGGUGACAAUGAGGCAUCAACUUAACUCCAAAAAGAAUAAGGUCGAUAAUUACCCCAUCAGGAAGCCAAACACAUACUCCAUUCAACCUCUGUCCACCUAUCUAUCUAAUGCUUCCAAUGAUGAGGAUCUCAAAGAUGAUGCGAAUGCAAAGUCGUUAUCUAUGUCACUUGCAAGUGGCAGCAUGAAUAUCUGCAAAAUAAGAGUCUUAAAAUUUAUCCAACCUCAAGAAAAUGGUGUUUCUUGUAGGGCAAGAACUAGGAUGAUUAUGUCAGAGAAGCCAUAUGAUGGUACAGUUGCAAUGCAUUAUGGAGAAAUAGAAGACGGUGAUUUUCUGGCUUCAGAGGAUUAUCUUCCUACAUUGCCCAAUACACAUUACGCAGAUUUGCUUGCAGCACAGCUUUGUUCGCUGAUGAACUGCCGGGAAGGAUAUGUUUUGUUGGAUGAUCAAAUCCGAGCAAAACCAACCCGCAUGAAUCUUGGCUCAGCCAGUCAAUCAGAUGCUGCUGGAGUUCCUCAUAAUUCAGUAACUGAGAUGCAGCAAUAUGCAGAAGCAGUUUCUGGCCAACAACAAAUUGAAGAUGUAAAGCCGAUUAUCAACAGUAAUGCAUCUCUAAACACAUCUCAGAAUCUUUUAGCGAAUGCAAGGAUGCUGCCUCCUGGAAACCCCCAGGCCUUACAGAUGUCUCAAGGACUAUUUUCCGGGGUUUCAAUGCCCCAGAGGUCACAACCGCUAGACCCACAACCAUUGCUUCAUCAUCAGCAGCAGCAUCCACAACAACAACUACAACAGCAACAGCUCAACGUUACAGAUUUAAUUUUGCGCUCUUUCUUUUUUAUUUGAGAUCUUUGAUAGUUUUGUUUAUAACACCAAAACCAAAUCUGGCAAAUCCUACUGAAUAAUGUUGCAUCCCACAUCCUACUAAAAUUGAGUGCACUUAAUACUAAAAAUUAGAAAGAAAAAAACCUUACGAACUUCGCUUGGACUUCCACUCAUUUUGAUACCA
This is a messenger RNA of Corylus avellana, 1305 nucleotides long. Lineage: Eukaryota; Viridiplantae; Streptophyta; Magnoliopsida; Fagales; Betulaceae. The record is from RefSeq and is a predicted model, not a curated record.